GAUUGUCCUCUUAUUUCACUCCUAGCAGAUGCUAGCGCCGCAGAUCUAGCUAUGAAUUCUGACAUCCGCGCUGGACAUUCUGGAUCUGCCGUAUCGCCAAAAACCACCCAUAUAAACUCAGAAGACACUCAUCCGUUCAAGGACACGUCUCAUGACGAAGCGCGGCCGAACAACGACAAGACCAUCUUCAGCCACUUAAACAACCAGUGUGAAGGCCCUCCUAUGCAGGAAAAUGAUAGCGCUAAUCAGAGCCGGCACUGGUCUCAUAAAAAUGCGGCCCGAAAGACCGAAAUGAGGCGACCAUAUAUCUAGCAAAGCUGAAAAGGAACACUAACAAAUCAACCCGAUGGUGGGAAAUGAUACACGUGUUGUGGCGGUGGGGUAACAAAUACAUAACUCCAGCAAAAGCAACUUUAUAUAAGUCAACCUCAUAUCAGUCCUUCUCAUAUGUUCGUCGAUGUGCCUCUUUUGAGUUAUAGACCAUAUCUCGAAAAAACGCUUGCAGUCUACUCAAUCCUUCAGCAAAAAAAAAACUCGUUGGAAAAUGAGGGCAAGACACAGGACGCCGUCACGUUCGGCGACGCAACCCGUGCGGACACACUUGACUGCAAAAACGAAGUUCCUGCUGUAUUCUUUGAAAAGGCAUUUGACUUAUCGAAUCCACAGCUGUUUUACCAGAUUCUGUACGACGGGACACCUCAAACAGAACUCUCCGAUCGACUCGCCCGUUAUUUGUCAAUCGUGGAAUUGGAUUUAAUGAAUAAGCUUGACAAGCGCUCUGAUGCCUUCUUUCAAGCUCUGUGCAACGUUCAGUCACUUCACUCUCUGCUCCUAGAUAUGUUUGAAAAUGAAAAGCAACUAGAAGCUCGAAUAGAUAAUGUAGAGAACGAACUAGUAACAAGGGCUCUAAGUAUUUUUGGCAUGCAAACCAGAAAGAAAAAUUACAUCAAGUUGAUUCGUCUACUAUUGAUCAUUCGUAAGAUCAAAACAGAAAUCACUCAUAUCCAAGACUUGAUUUCCAAGAAAGACUUCUUGACUGCGAUUGAGGUCUUUAAAACCAGUCAAAGAGCAGCCGUAGAACUUAGGGAGGCCGCGUGCAUCCAAGAAUGCAUUCGGCAACUCAAUUCACUUUCCGAGCCCAUUGCAGAGCAUUUGAUCGAGGAAAUUGUUCAAUGUCUAUGUGAAAGCACAGACAACCAGCUGUUUAAAGAUACGGCGCGAUGGACGACCAUUUUGACAGAAAUUUUAAAAUUUAAAAGACUAGACGACUCGCUCAGUUUGUACAGCAAGAAACUGCAUCAGCAGCUUUACAAUGCCUUCACAGAUACCUGGGUGGAUAUUCCGGAAAAAAGGUGCAUAAUUCGCAAUUUGGAAUCCUUUGGCAAAGAAAGUGACUUUUUCGAGAUACUUUUCGACUCUGUAUCGAAGAUCGAAUUCUCGGUGUUUGUUGCCAAGCUCAAUAAAUUUCUUUUUGAAGAGAUAAAGCCGAUGUUGGUGUUGGUCAACGAUAAGAAACAGGCGUUGAUUGAGUUGUACCGAUCGAUACCUUCCGACGACACAAAUCAAAAAAAUGACACGGUGCCCCAGCAAUCAGAGUCGAGUGAUGCUGUGUCUGACAAUACAACGAAUGAGGACGUCUGUUCAGCGGAUGGCGUAGCUGACCAAUUCGACCCACUCUUAGAUUCUGAAGGUCUAACUCAGUUUUUUUUCGAGAACACCUCCGACAGCUCUGGUAUCUCCCUUCACGACACAUACACAUCAAAGCCAGACGGUCAUUUUGAAGAUGCGUCGUUGACUGCUCGAGAAAGAGCGGACGUUGAAAAUCGAAUUUCGUACUACUUCAACGAAAUUACCUCGUCCUUUAUUGAACACACGCAAAACUGGCUGCAAGAAAUUUUAGAUAUUCGAGCACGAGAUGCACAUACGCUGUCGACUCGACAGUUCGCUGAAUAUUACCAAGCGGUCAGGUUGUUUGUCGAAGAGUGUCGGCGCAUAGAUUCGAACACGUCAUACGCCGUGCUCACGUCGACUCUGGCAUUCCAACACCAGGUUUUCUUAGAAGAUGUCCACAAAAAGAUGAAAAGUAAAUUGAUUUUUUGCUUAGACAGCGAAAUUUGGAAGAAGGCAGACGUCGCGCCGGAGUUCUGCCGCGCUCUCGAGGCUAUUUACAACCAGGAUCAAACCUUGCUUGAACUUGCUUACGAUACGACCAACGAUGAAAACGCAGCAUGCGUCAUUUUGGGAAACGAGGUGUUUUCCGUCACUAAUACAGAACUUAUUUUCUCUAAGACGCUCUUCGACUACUUGGCCAUGUUUGAGUAUUUCCCGAUGUCGGUUUUGAUAAUCGCGACACUGAUAUGCGAAAUACUCGCUGUCUUCAACUCCAGAGUGAGAGAGCUUCUGGUAGAAGAAAAAGCUGUAAAAAAGUCCAUCUUGCCAUCCAUCGACAUAACGCAUCUAGCACUCGCGUCUCGGUGUUUGAGCAUUCAAAUUGUGCUCAUACCCAAAAUCAGGCAGCGGGUGAAGAGGUAUUUGUUGCAAUUGACACAGAGCAACCAGGAUGAAGUGUGUUUUGAGGGCGGUGGUCCAUUGCACGAUCUAGAUACGAUCUUAGACAAAUAUUUGUUUCACCGACAAGAACUUUAUCAUCUGAUCAUAGAAAAUAUGUGCAAGAAUGCCGACACCCGCAUCAAUGCCAGCACAUCAGAAAAAGAUUUCAGCAAAAAUUUGUCACUGUUGACAGAAGAGACAAAAAGGGCCUACAAGGAUCUGGAGGAUUUACUGCCGAAGGAUGCCUUGGAAAUGAUUUUCAGACAGGUCAUGAUGGUCUACAACGAACAGAUAAAGCAGUACAUGAACAAGACAAAGUCCAAGACGGUCGUCAAAGAGAAAAAACUACUAAAUACCGCUUACUACUUUGUCCAGGAAUUACAGUGUUUGAACAUACCUAUUUGGGGAGACGAAUUAACAGAACACAUUUUGUCUAUGUACAGUCGAAUCGAACAACAAGAAAGGAAUGGAAAUCUCAGAUAGCGAGCGUUGCAUUUUCGAAUUGCAAAGACUGUCAAGAACGAUUAAGUAUAAAAAGUCACGUUAACAACUUGUCAAAAGUUCACACACUCAUUAUCCGUUUGCGCUUGAAUCAAGUGUAUCUGUCUCUCUGCGGAGUGGAGGGGAGCUCAUUCCAGUUCUAGACUGGAUUAUAAAGUUUAGAAGGAAUGUUUAGAGAAAGCGCAGAAAAACCUUCUCCAGACCUCGGCCAACCUUUAUGUAUCGGCUCUUCAGAGUCGACGCUGUUUACUGAGGUAACACGAUUGUUUCAAAUUCGGUAUCUUCGAUAACUCGGAAGCCCUAUUCGAGAAGAUGUCUUUCAAGCCACCACCAAAAUUUCUCACUUUGGCUGAAGAGCACCAACUGGCCUUUCUGUUGUAUACAUGAAAGCAGAGUCAAUCUGUAUGCGUCCCGCGAUAGAAGAUAUCCGGAACCAACAUCCUGCGACGUCAGAACAAAAAUCCGCAGACGCGCGACAAGAGAGGACGGCGACUUUUUGAGAUUGUGACUUACACGGCGUAAAAUGAUACCGUUCAAUGAAAAAGCGUGGAAAAAACACCGACAUAAAGAGACGGUCGAAUGUGUGUGAGGACGUGUGCAAAAUUUCUAUCCGGCUAUCCGCGCGAUUCCGUACGGAAGGAGUUUAUGGGACUGCAACCACAUGAAGUUGCAGUGUGUCAAAUUCGUGAGGUUAUUGCGAUCGCGCUCACGCUUCUGCCGCAUCCGUUUCACUAGACAGCGUUUUUUUGCGUACCAAAACCAUUUAAGCCGAUGUGUUCACCCCAACGCGCCCUUGCCCGGUGGCGGUGACAGCAGACAGUCUCUUCAAAUGCUAAUUGUAGAUGCUCAACGCUGGCCAAAGAAUUCGUGCUCUAAUUCGCGAAUUUUGCAGAAAUUUGCUAGCACGAAGUUCGCAGGCCCAUCGCAAGACACCGCACGAUCGGAGCCUAGGAAGGGGUCGAGACACAUACAAUGGCCUCACGUCCGGAUAUGUACGCAGCGUAUGAAAUGCAAUUCGAAAAGUGUACAGAGGUUAUUCACUGCAAAGUUUUGCUAUGGUGGUUUCCCAAUAACGCGAAAUGCUCUAUCAAGUUUAUUAUGAAUAAGUGAUUUGUCACUGAAAUUCUUUGACGGCCAGAGAGAGCUUACCGCGAAUCCCCCCUCUCGUACGCAUGUAGCGUCCGGAUGAAAAAUCUGGCUGUCAGAAGUUAAACGAUCAGGGCACUACUGUAGUUGGCCAAAUCACUCUACCUAGGCAAAGCCUGCAAAAGAACUGCUUAUUUUUAAGCAGAACCCUCUAUAAGAAACGAAGAGUGUGCACAGACAAGCGAUUUAUCUACGGAGAGAAGACCAAAAGUUGCACCUGCGAAUCUGACAUUAUUGAAGUGAUGGUCCCAAAUGCAGUCGUUGACAGGACGUUGUCGACAGAAGUAAAAAACUCUUCUCUCCAUCACGUCCAUCUUAAUCGUCAGUAAACGAUUCUCCCGUAGCUCCAUCAAUGACACUCGUGUGUAUCCCUCGAAGUUGCUCUCUUCUCACUCAUUGAGAUAAAAUCGGGCGCAAGAAGUUGCGAUUACCCCCCCUUCCGUAACAUUUCAAUUUCUCAGAAUAAAAACGACCAAGCGCAAAAAAACUCA
Schistocerca gregaria is the source of this 4688-nucleotide messenger RNA. Its product is annotated as vacuolar protein sorting-associated protein 54-like. Gene Ontology annotation, biological process: Golgi to vacuole transport; retrograde transport, endosome to Golgi. Gene Ontology annotation, molecular function: syntaxin binding. The transcript has 3 exons. NCBI's taxonomy places the organism in Eukaryota, Metazoa, Arthropoda, Insecta, Orthoptera, Acrididae. Gene Ontology annotation, cellular component: GARP complex. Bases 448 to 3033 code for a protein of 861 amino acids. The record is from RefSeq and is a predicted model, not a curated record.